AGUUUACCUUCCCUGGUGUCCCCGGGUACCCACUCAUCAACCAGCCCCAGAGAAGAGAUGAACAGGUGGGGAGAAUGAACUGGGUGAGCCGGGAGCCGAGAUCGAACUCCGAUUCGUAGCUAGGUGCGCUAAUCUCUACACUACGAAAGCGUUAAUUGUGGGUACUGUGCCAUAAUAUCUACUACACAGAUGGGCAAACACACGGACUUAUGGAUUUGCAGGUUUUGCCGAUGUCACAUUAUUUUUUAAUGUGAAUGAUUGCCUGGUAAUUUCUCUUACCACUCAUCUCAUUUCCAAGCUUAUCAACAACAGUCAUCAAUGCGAACUAAAGCAAGGCCAUCCCGCGGGCCAUGAUUAAAGCCUCGUGAACAAAAGCAUUGGCGUUGUAAGCGUUUCGUCAUGUUGGUUCCCACAAUCAUCUGCCCGUAUCUCACCUUCAGCCUUACUGAGCCCACCGCAACUCGCUGCCCACGACAAUAGCCCCUGCGGCGCACAUCUCCAGCGCCCCCGUCACUGGCCACUCGUCAGCACUUGUCAGGCUUCCGCCCCUCACACUAAGCACUGUAGAGCGCUCGGCGGUCUGCAAGUCGCUCCACCACCUCUCCUGCUCCAUAUCAUCUUUAGAUCUUGCUCCACACGGUGCCGGCGGCUGGCCUACGUUAUACUGCUGUGCUCCCUUGAACGCAUGUAUACGCUCCCCUCUUGCACUAUGCCUUCAUGAUCUUAUAACGCAGGAAUUAGUGUGUGCUCAAUUUUUUUUGUGACGUAAACCGAAGGUGCGGAGGGGAGGCUCGUUCCUGGGUGGUGUCUGGGAGAAGACAUCACCACAUCGUUCGGUGGUGCCCUCCGGUGUGAGGGGCAGUGGAGGGCCAGCUAGCCAUCCGUCGCAUGGCACGACCGCCACGCACCACACAUUCCGGCAAGCAGCGGCAGUGCGAAAGUAAACAUGAACAUAAACACAGAGCGAUACAUGUCACAUAAACUCCCCGCGUUACUUUCCAUGUGAAGAGCUAAACAAAACAAUCAAGUGUAUGGUAAUGAUCUCUGAAGGCGGGAUGACGUCUGUCGCUAUUAAGACCACUGGAAAUAUUGCUCCUUGUGACUGACUUUUGUACUGUCGCCCAGCAGCAAGGUGAAGGGCAUCGCCAAUGGGGAAGAAGAAGCUUGAGCUGAAGCGUUGUGAGCACAGUGACAUCAUGGAGGUGGAGGAGCCUGUGGAGGAGGAGGGAGGAAGAGGCGGUGGCGGGGGAGGAGGAGGAGGAAGAGGGGAGGAGGAGACGUCUUCGAUGAAUCCAGGAGCUCAAGCACGACGCGACGCCUUCAAGAAGCUGAAGACCUCCAAGCCCUCAGAGAAAUCUAUGGAUUUUGAUGACCUGUUGCCUCACGUCGGGGAGUUCGGCCGCUACCAGAAGCUGCUCAUCUUCCUCAUCUGCCUACCGGCGUGCAUCCCUUGCGGCUUCCACGCCUUCAACCAGCUGUUUAUGAGCCCCGUGCCGCCCCACUGGUGCCGCGUGCCCGAGCUGGAGGAGGCGGGACUCACGCCGCUGCAGGCCAGGAAUAUUUCAAUACCUAGGGAGAGUAACGGAGAGUUCAGCCAGUGCAUGCAGUACCUGGUGACUAAGAGAUUGCAGUACGACCUGGUGUGUCAGCGAAACAUCUAUCCCACCAUCGGCCUCUCGGUGCUCAACAUCGGCGGCAUCAUCGGGGUCUACGUCUUCGGCACCAUCUCCGACAAGUUCGGGCGCCGGGUCUCCUUCCUCGUGUGCUUGGGUCUGGAACAGGUGGCGGGCCUCGUAACUGCCUUCGCCCCCGACUAUUGGAGCUGGGCCGCGUGUCGCUUCCUCGUCGGCCUCACCGUUCCGGCCAUUUACCAGAUUCCAUUCAUCAUCUCGCUGGAGUUGGUUGGGCCGAGUUACCGCAGCUUCGUGACCGUGAUGACGUGUCUCUUCUACGUCGGCGGGAUGCUACUGCUGGCGGGAGUGGCUUACCUCAUCAGGAACUGGGUGUACUUGUGUCUCACCACCUCCCUGCCGUUCUUUACCUACGUCGUCUACUGGUGGUACCUCCCUGAGUCCCCGCGGUGGCUAUUGUCCCAGGGGCGCCUGCAGGAGGCCAGAACCAUCCUCGUCAAGAUGGCGCAGGUCAACAAGACGCAGCUGCCAGAGUCGUUCCUCCAGAAACUUCAGGACCGCAUGUUGGCUCAGCAGGCCCUCAGCGUCAGCUCGGCACAGUACCACACCAGCUCAGGCUUCUUCAGCAUGUGCCACACUCCCAACAUGCGUCUCAAGGCCAUCCUCAUCACUAUGGUGUGGUUCGCUAACGAGACUGUGUACGUGGGUCUGAGUUAUUACGGGCCGGCGAUGGGCGAGAACGAGUACCUUUCCUUCUUCUUGGCGUGUGCCGUGGAGGUGCCGUCCUACCUCCUCUGCUGGAUAGUGAUGGACCGCUGGGGCAGGCGCUGGAUCCUCGGCGUCGGCAUGAUCGUGGGGGGCAUCUUUUCCAUCUGCACCGUGCUUAUGCCUGAAGACGCCUCGGUGGCCACGCUCGUGCUCUACCUCGUGGCCAAGUUCGCCGAGUCCGCCGCCUUCCUCAUCAUCUACCCCUUCGCCGCCGAGCAGUACCCGACGGAGGUGCGCGGCGUGGGCAUCGGCUUCUCGGCCUACGUCGGGGGCCUCGGUCUGGUUAUCAUCCCCUUCAUCAACUACCUGGGCACGGAGAUGCUGGUGCUGCCGCUGCUCAUCAUGGGCGUGGUGUCGGCGGUGGGCGGUGUCCUCGCCUUCAGGCUGCCCGAGACACUCCAGCAGAAGCUGCCCAAUACGUUGGCCGAGGGUGAGGCCUUCGGCAAGGACUUCGCGUGGAGCAACUGCCUGACCUGCGUGCCCGAGGGGAAGCAGGAGCUGAAGGAGGCUGAGGCACAGGCCGAGGAGAUAGUGAGCGGGGAGGACCUGGGGCGGCGGAGGUCAUCGUCGGGGGCUGCAGGGCGGGGCGGGGCCGAUGAAGCUACGCCCCUCCGUCGACUGGGCUCCCUUGGGGCCCGCCAGAGCUUGCUGACCCGGCAGAGCAGCGUCAUGGACACCCCUAUCAUCACGGACGCCUCGGGGGCCAUGAAAAUCACCUUCUGGGUGUAAUUUUCCCUCUCCAUGCCGCAGCUUUGUCCUGCGUGGCUGGAGGCUGACGUGGGCUGACGUGUGGCCCGGCAAAUGCUAAGUCAAAGAAAGCCGUUUAGACCCCUCACAGCUGACACAAGACGAGUACACUAGGAAGUCGAAAAGAAAAAAAUGGAAUACCUACUGUUUGGGGGAAAGAAUAUCUCCUCCUUUACGCCCUGGAGAUACGGCGAUUCCAUCUCCCUCGCAGCCACCAAGGUCUUUAGAUCUUGGUAGCCACAAGCGAGCUGACCCCCUCGCGGUGUGAAGUCGGAGAACUGGAUGCAUCAACUUUGCGUGUUAAGACUGGUGGCAACAGUGGUGGCGCCAAUGCAGAGCUUGGAUGAGACUCCCAAAUUCUCUCUUUAUAGAUUUUAAAUAAAUUACAUUGUUCUUUUCUUCCCAUUGCACUUGAUGGAAACCGCCCCAAGUCUACUUCUGAAAAUCCUGGAGCUGCCGCCUCUAGUUUUCAGACACCUAAUUUCUUGAAGUUUCAAGGUAUCUCAACGAAGGAUCCUUUGUUUUUGUGUGAGUAAUGGUCAUACUGAUUUCAAGUGUGCGUGUAACGCAAAGGCUAAGCAGGAUAGACUGUGUGUGUGUGUACAAUUUUCACCAAGUGUCUUCCUGGACUAAGCUCAUGUGUUUUGGGAUAAGUUAUUGAUUGUUGUAUCCUCCUGAAUGAGGCAGAAAAGUCAGAUUCUUUCACUUGUAUUGUUGCAGAGUGGAUAGGUAGAGUGGUGAGUACGAGGAAGAAUAAGGCGAGUGAGUCCUCAACCAGUCUUCUUUUGUCAGUUUCCCUGAGGCAGAUGGGCCUCAUUUACCAUAGUCAAAAAAGUUUUGACUUGUUAGUUUGUGAAAUGCUGAAUAAACAAACCUUGGUUCCCAGA
This is a messenger RNA of Eriocheir sinensis (Chinese mitten crab), 4033 nucleotides long. Its product is annotated as carcinine transporter-like. The record is from RefSeq and is a predicted model, not a curated record. Gene Ontology annotation, biological process: transmembrane transport. Lineage: Eukaryota; Metazoa; Arthropoda; Malacostraca; Decapoda; Varunidae. Gene Ontology annotation, cellular component: membrane. The transcript has 13 exons. Gene Ontology annotation, molecular function: transmembrane transporter activity. The coding region runs from base 1149 to 3128 and encodes 659 amino acids.